CGCCGACAGGGGUCUUGACGCAGCGAAUCAGCGCGCAGCGGGCGAGGAUUUAAACCAGGAGGCUGCAGCUCCAACCAAACAACCUCCUCAGUCUCCGUAACGAUUCUCCGUGGUCGGUCCAGAGUAACGCACGAUUCGAAAUGGCUCUCCGUGUUACCAGAAACCGUUUGGCUUCUGCCAGGGCGGACCUCGGUGGGAAGGCCUGCUCGGCGGCCGGGCCCACCCUGAAGCCUCGAGCUGCUCUGGGGGAAAUCGGAAACAUCGCAGUGAACAAAGAGAUACAGAAGAAGGCCGUCAAGACAGAGGCAACCAAGAAGACCAAAGUUGUCCCUAAAGUUGUGAAAGUGGUCGCACCAGUGGUUGAAGAACCAAAACCAGCACCAAUUGUGGUUCCAGCAGAGCCUGAGCCCGUGGUGCAGGUUCUCCCUGAACCGGCAUCCCCCACUCCAAUGGAGACCUCAGGCUGCGAACCCGGUGACCUCUGCCAGGCUUUUUCCGACGUCAUGCUUCACACGGCCGUCAGGGACGUGGACGCGGACGACUACGACAACCCCAUGCUCUGCAGUGACUACGUGAAGGACAUCUACAAGUACCUGCGACAGCUCGAGACCGAGCAGAACGUCCGACCCACUUACCUGCAGGGUCGGGAGGUGACCGGCAACAUGCGAGCCAUCCUCAUCGACUGGCUGGUGCAAGUGAGCCUGAAGUUCCGUCUGCUGCAGGAAACCAUGUACAUGACCGUGGGGAUCAUUGACCGCUUUCUUCAGGACCACCCAGUCCCCAAGAAGCAGCUGCAGCUGGUCGGCGUCUCCGCCAUGUUCCUCGCUUCCAAGUACGAGGAGAUGUAUCCCCCGGAGAUCUCGGACUUCGCCUACGUGACGGACAAGGCGUACACCACCCUCCAGAUCAGGGACAUGGAGAUGACCAUCCUGCGGGUGCUCAAGUUCCAGCUCGGCCGCCCCCUUCCCCUGCAGUUCCUCCGACGGGCCUCAAAGAUCUACGAGGUGACUGCUGAGCAGCACACCCUGGCCAAAUACCUCCUGGAGCUCACCAUGGUCGACUACGAGAUGGUUCACUUCCCGCCGUCGCUGUUGGCCAGCGCUGCGUUUGCUCUGACCCUCAGGCUCUUGGAUGCUGGAGACUGGGAUGUGACUUUGCAACACUACAUGGACUACACAGCAGAGAGUUUGCUUCCUGUGAUGGCGCACAUUGCCAAGAAUGUCGUGAAGGUGAAUGACGGGCAGACCAAGCACAUGGCCAUCAAGAGCAAAUACUCCACUUCCAAGCAGAUGAGGAUCGCCUCCCUCGCGCAGCUCAAGUCUUCGGUCGUGAAGGAACUUGCGCAGCAGCUCACGCAGUGAGACGGCUGAAUAUUUCCUUUCUUUUGGGCACCAUGUGCUGAUUUGUACAGUUUGUAACUUAAGACUUUUUUUUUUUUUAAACGUGACUGAAGGAUCAGCACGCCAAGAACCAUGUCGGUGGUUUGCAUGUUCAACCAUCUGAUCUCUACCCUUUGCUGACAGAUUUUUUCCAAAGCAUGCAACAAGUUUAAUAAUUUCAAUCUGAAAUCGAUCCCCACACAUGGCAGUUUACUUGUCAGAUUAUGAAAAUUCAGUGUUUCUGACAUACUGUAUUUUGCACGAGAUUCAGUCGGCCACGAUGACUACUGUAAUGCUUCAAAUUCACCAUUUUCCCCAUGUCUGUUAGAAACAUGGCUCGUUAAAUGCACUACUUAUUGUCGGCCGACUGAAAUCUUGCAUGUGAAGUUUCCCUGAACACUUCUGCACUCAAACUCUUGCCACACUUGUCGACGGCAUCUGAAACUUUAUCUCCCAAUCGAUCAUUUUAAUUCUAUGAAAGUUAUUCUUAUAGCUUUUAUUUGCUGUUAAACUUGUCGCAUGCUUUCAGAAGAGUCGGCCAUGUAAAGGUCCAAAGGCCCUUUUCAGCCUUUUUUAAAUAUUUUCUUAUUGUGUGGCAGUGUUUGUAUAAUGUACAGCAAUACUUUUAAAAAUGAUUUUAUGUUCCUAAAAUGUCUUCUUGAAGCAUCUUAAUAAAUGGUUUUGACCAGA
This is a messenger RNA of Scophthalmus maximus (turbot), 2069 nucleotides long. RefSeq names its product cyclin B1 (gene ccnb1). The record is from RefSeq and is a predicted model, not a curated record. Gene Ontology annotation, cellular component: cyclin B1-CDK1 complex; nucleus; cytoplasm. The transcript has 9 exons. Gene Ontology annotation, molecular function: cyclin-dependent protein serine/threonine kinase regulator activity. Lineage: Eukaryota; Metazoa; Chordata; Actinopteri; Pleuronectiformes; Scophthalmidae. The coding region runs from base 141 to 1361 and encodes 406 amino acids. Gene Ontology annotation, biological process: mitotic metaphase chromosome alignment; mitotic cell cycle phase transition; regulation of cyclin-dependent protein serine/threonine kinase activity.